This is a messenger RNA of Symphalangus syndactylus (siamang), 1107 nucleotides long. RefSeq names its product UPF0488 protein C8orf33-like. NCBI's taxonomy places the organism in Eukaryota, Metazoa, Chordata, Mammalia, Primates, Hylobatidae. The record is from RefSeq and is a predicted model, not a curated record.
AUGAAGUACAAAGAUGUAAGAACCAGAGAUUCUGAGUGCCCACUAAGAGGACUACCUGAAAUCCCAAACACCUCAGCUGUUUCUUCUAAAGCAUUGGAGUUUGCCUUUUUUCCUCUGCUGGCCCUUACCUUUAGGCAGAGAGCGGUGUGGAGAAGCCGCGCGGGUGGCUGGGCCUUGUACUGUUGGCGGCUCUCGGUGACCCUCGUGGUACCCCCCUUUCUUCAGGCCCUAGGACAUCUUGCUGGGGAGGCAGCGGCGGCCCCAGGCCCGGGUACUCCCUGCGCAUCCCGCAGAGACCGGCUUCCUGGCCAGGUUUCCAGCGCCCGGAAUCCUUCCACUGCCUGUUUCUGCCCAGGGAAACCUACGUGCAGUAACCCUGACUCCAGAGCUCACCCGUUAGGUGAUGAAGGCGGCGCAGCGUCGAAAAAACAAAAGAAUAAGAAGAAAACCCGGAACAGGGCCUCUGUGGCAAAUGGAGGCGAGAAGGCCUCAGAGAAACCCGCCCCAGAAGAAGUUCCCCUAAGCGCUGAGGCCCAGGCACAACAGUUGGCCCAGGAAUCGGCUUGGUGUGUGGAGCAACUGGAGCUGGGCCUCAAGAGGCAGAAACCCACCCCGAAACAGAAAGAGCAGGCUAUUGGAGCAAUUCGAACCGUGCGCAGCAAAAGAACGCCCCUGCCCUGGAAGAGGCAGCUGAUGCACUCUUUGUUUGGAGACUAUAGUGCUCAGAUGGAAGCCGAAUGGCGUGAGGCCCUGCAGGCUCUCAGAGCUGCUGCUUAUUCAGCCCAGGUGCAGCCUGUAGAUGGAGCCACCGGAAAGAAGAGCCGAAGGGUCUGCAGGCCUCGCCCUAUGUGGAGAGCCAAAGCCACUCUGGACGUUCCUGAUGAAGAGUUUAGGUUCAAUUUCUUUUAGCUUCUCCCCCAACCUGAAACAAUCCGCCUCCCUUGGGGUGGUGUAGGGGUUUGUUUUGAGUGCAGAGCGUUUCCAGGACUUCUGUUGUCAGAGAACCCUGGAGUUGGUCUGUCCCUGGCUGGUCCAGAGAUUUGUAGCUGUUGUGAAGGUGUGAAUUUCAUCCAGGAAUUUAGAGGACACAGCAAAGGACAGGAUAAA